Agrilus planipennis (emerald ash borer) is the source of this 3245-nucleotide messenger RNA. RefSeq lists its product as uncharacterized. Gene Ontology annotation, molecular function: protein binding. NCBI's taxonomy places the organism in Eukaryota, Metazoa, Arthropoda, Insecta, Coleoptera, Buprestidae. The coding region runs from base 41 to 3172 and encodes 1043 amino acids. The transcript is spliced from 6 exons. The record is from RefSeq and is a predicted model, not a curated record.
AACGUACUACGUUGGAGAAAAAUUUGAAACAAAUAACAAAAUGAAUUUAUCAGGAGAAGUUAGAGAAAGUGUGUCUUUGGACGAAGACGAUCUUAGUGAUAUCGAGGAUGAAGUAUUUAUUAGAGAUGGCAAAAGGGGUUACAAGUUUGAAGAUAUAAGUGUAAAGAAACCUUUGAUGGCUCCUAGAAGAAAAAUAACAAAAUCCAGUAAUAUUUCUACUAGAAUAAGAAACAAACAAUCAUGUAAAGCAUUUUGUAAACCACUUUGGUGUGCUUUAUUAACUUUAGCGGCAUUAGUAGGAUUAAUUGCGUUGGUAAUUAUUUUGGUGUCGUUAUUUCCGUUACCUAUUGACAAACUUAAAAAUUGGAUCGCACUAAAGUCUUCGUACACAAAAUCGCAAAAGAAAGUUGUGCAAUGUAGUAGUUUUGAGAUAAAAGAAAUUUGGAAAAUUGAUUUUCCUAAACUGACUUCCGAAACGGCUGUGAGAGUUGUCGACGUAGAUUACGAUGGUGUGGAUGAUGUUAUAUUUGGAUUUAGCACAGGAAAUGAUGAUACAGUACCCUCUGAUAUAUUUUGCCCCAUAUUUAUGAAUACAUCAGAGCCAUGUGGUGGGGGAAUAAUGGCAUUAAAUGGCACAAAUGGUAAUAUAUUAUGGAAGCACUGGUUGCCUGUUCCAGUUUUCGACAUAAUAUGCACGGCUGAUUUUAAUGGUGACAAUAUUUCUGAUUGUUUAUUAGCUGGAAAAAGCGGAUUAUUACGUCUGAUUAAUUCCAAGAGCGGUAGUCUUAUGUGGGACCUCUUGAAUGAUCAGUCUAUUUCUUCUUCAAAAAUUAACGUUUAUCAACCUACUAUUAUUCCGGAUUUAGAUAAUGAUAACAUUUCCGACAUCGUAGCUACACAUUCAAUCGAAAAAGAUGUUAUAGUAGGGCACCUCAUGGUAAUUUCAGGAAAGAAUGGUACUAUUCUACAGCAAAUUUCAACCCCUGACGGAGAAAUAGCCAGCUAUUGCAAACCACAGUUGGUUGAAACUGAUGGAGAUUAUUCAAUUUUAUUCGGCACCGGAAGUUUAACAACCGGUGGUGCUCUGUAUCUAAUAAAUUUGAAAGAUCUCUUAAUUGGCAAUAUUAGCGCUUCCCAAGUCCUUUACAAAGACCAGAACAAAGGGAUUUUGUCUCCUUCAGUUUUAGUAGACAUAACAGGGGAUGGUAUAAUAGAUAUUGUGAGUGCAAUAUUCAAUAGCACAGUUAUUGCUGUGAACGGGAAAACUUUAAAACUAUUGUGGAAUUAUACGAUUCCAAAUUCAGAAACACUGAGCGUGCCUGUUCCUGGUUACUUUAAUAAUGAUAACGUAACUGAUUUUUUGAUAAAGUACCAGAAGGGUCCUGGUUUCCCCGUUUACUAUUAUUCCCAAACAUUUAUAUUGGACGGAAAAACUGGGAAACCCAUAAUUUAUACUGAUCCAUUUAUCGACACGGUGGGUGCCCAAAUGGGAGGAUUGACGAUACAGACGGACAAGUAUGGUUAUGAUUGGUUCUUGUAUUGGACAGGAGAUUGUAAGAAUCAUGAGGGCUCCCAAGACAUCUUUCAAUUUAUUAAUAGACCAGACGAUGAACCCAUAGACGUAAAAAUUAAAAAGCAAACGCAGUCGGAUUUGUGUCUUCUAAGGUACAAUUCCACUACGGUAGUUAACAUUUACGCCCUCAGCCAAUUUGAUCAACCACCUGGAUUUAAAAUUUAUAGUUCAGAAAAUGACCUUUUCAAUUCAAGCAAAAUUUUAAGUCCAGUAGAUGAGGCAAGGGAAUAUUUUCUGAAACAUGGAGAAGUUGGUGUUAUUCCCAGUGUCAAAAAGGUGAAAAUAGAUGAAAUAAAUGACAGUAAUAAGUCCCCUAAUAAGUACAGAGACGGGUCGAAUUUUCGACAUAAGAAUAACAAUAUUCCAGACUUAUCAUCUUCAGUGCCCAAAAAAUCGAAUUCAAAAAAUGAAAAAUAUUUUCAAAAUAAAAAACAGCACCAACAUAUAAGUGAAGAACAACCAGAUUUUGAUUCAGAUUACGAACAACCUUCAGAAGAUUGGUCUUCAUAUCCCCAAAAUAUGUUAGGAGACGAUGAUCUGGAUUCAGACUAUGAUAAUGCUUAUUUACAGGGCCCUGAAAAUCGAAAUGCAUUACAUUCAAACAUGAAAUUACUAAAUUCAAGACGAAAUAUGAAUAACAGGGAUCCUAGAAGUAAAACCAAUAUCGAAAACGCCGAAACUAUCUCCGAAUCAGAAGAGAAAAAGGUUAAUAAAAAUAAUUCCAAAGGUCAGGGUAAGAAGGGACGACACGGAAAAGCGUUAAAGAAAAAUUUAGCUGACAAAAAAUAUGGCGUGUAUGAUUAUCAAAACGUGCAAAAUUCGCAGAAAAGACUAUUAACAGAUUUAAAUACAUUGCCCAAUCAAAUUUUACGAGAAACCUACUUUAAAAAUCAAAACCACAAACUUAAAAAAUCCAAGUUUGAGGUACGCGACCUGAAUCCACAAGAAACAUCAAAUGAAGGAAAGAAAUUUAUUGAAUUCAAUGUUGCAAAUAAAACAAACUCUAAUGUGUCCUAUACACUUUGGGAUUUAGAAUCAGAAAAUGAAAUGAGAGAGAGAAAAGAUGGUGGCUUUUGGAGGAGUAAAAGAAGCACAAAAGAAGAAACAGUUCACAAAGUACCAAGAACAACUACAGUUGGAAAUCUUGUUAAACCAUUACACAAAAAUAGCACAGGAAUAGACUUAAUACUUGUGACAUACUGGGUGCCCUCCACUACCGAUACCGAAAUAUUAUUGGAAAAUGAUUUAAAAUGUAUCAACAAAAGUAUGAAAGGGUCUGUAGAUUCCCAAGAUCAAUUGCCGUUGUAUUUGAUAUCAACAGUAGAAGAUUCCCUUAUAAAUAAAUGCUUAAAACAGAGAGGCGUUCUGCUAAAGAAAACGUCCAAUACAAUAAAUAAUAUAUCAUCGGAAUUUGCGUAUUUUAAUGAAAUAUCAGAGUUGAAAUUUGGAAUCUUAACAGUUCAUAGACUAUCAAUACAAUGCAAAUGUGAAAAUUUAAAUAAAGGGGAAAGAUGUGCAAAAUUUCUAGACGCAGAAAAUCAGAAUUGGUCUUCUUAUUUAGGAACUUUUUCGGAUGGAUUUUUUCGUACACAAAAUUAAGCAGUUACCUAACAAAUAAUAGAAUCAUUUCUAGUUCCAGUUUAUUUUAUUCAUAAAACCUAUUUACAAAGAA